Messenger RNA from Stegodyphus dumicola, 2414 nucleotides. Its product is annotated as innexin inx2-like. Gene Ontology annotation, cellular component: gap junction; plasma membrane. Gene Ontology annotation, molecular function: gap junction channel activity. Lineage: Eukaryota; Metazoa; Arthropoda; Arachnida; Araneae; Eresidae. The record is from RefSeq and is a predicted model, not a curated record. Gene Ontology annotation, biological process: phototransduction.
GAAGAACAACAACGAAAUUAUUAUCGUGGCUGUGUGGUUUUUCUGACACUGAGGGCUGCGGUGAUAUUGUAAAAAUGGACAAGUUAUUUGGAUCUUUGAAGAAUUUCUUGAAAAUAAACGCUGUUGUCAUUGACAAUAAUGUAUUCCGACUUCAUUAUAGGUUCACUGUCCUCGUUUUACUAGCGUUCAGCAUCCUCGUGACGUCACGUCAGUAUAUUGGAGAUCCUAUCGACUGCAUAUCCAGAGAUGAUAUUCCGAGUAAACUUUUAGAUUCCUUUUGCUGGAUCCAUUCAACAUUCAGCGUUGAAAGUGCCUGGCAUAAAAAAGUUGGUGUAGAAGUUCCGUACCCUGGAGUAGAUAAAUAUACACCGGAAGAAAAGCGAGUUUAUCAUGCAUAUUACCAGUGGGUAUGUUUUGUGCUUUUCCUGCAAGCCAUGUUGUUUUAUAUACCCAGAUAUCUAUGGAAAAUGUGGGAAGGUGGCCGAGUACGUGCUCUUAUAUUAGGUCUCAAUUCCCCAAUCAUGAGCUAUGAGAAGAAAGAAGAAAAUAGAAAAAUACUAGUCGAAUAUUUAACCGAAAACAUGGGAAAUCAUACUCUGUAUGCAGCUGAGUAUUUCAUUUGCGAAGUCCUUAAUUUCGUCAAUGUUGUGGGACAAAUGUACCUAAUGGACAAAUUUCUUGGUGGAGAAUUUUCGUCAUACGGUCAUAAAGUUCUUCAGUUUACAGAGUGGGAUUAUUCCGUCCGUUAUGAUCCUAUGAUUCACGUGUUUCCUCGACUGACCAAGUGUACUUUUCACAGAUAUGGUUCCUCCGGCGAUGUACAGCGUCACGAUGCCAUGUGCAUUUUACCCAUCAACAUUAUAAAUGAAAAAAUCUAUGUGUUCUUGUGGUUCUGGUUCGUGAUUCUAUCUGUUUUUUCAGCUCUAAUUUUGGCUUUCCAUGUUGUUAUAUUUGCAUGGCCACAAUCUCGCUUCCUGGUAUUACGAUCACGAGCUCGUCUAACAAGGCCUGAUUAUUUAGAUAUUGUUCUGCGAAAAUGUUCACAUAGUGACUGGUUUGUGCUAGAUCUUCUCUGCAAAAAUAUUGAUAGCUUGAACUACCGAGAUCUCAUUGCUGAUUUAGCUCGUAAACUGGAACGAAAAGCGGUGGACAUGGCGUAACUCGCUAACCCUAAUAUGUGGUAGCAUUCAUAAUUUGUGAGAGUCGUACUAUGAUUUGAUUGCAUGUUACUUAUCAUUCUAUUCUUUGAUUUUAUUGCAUGUAUUUAUUAUUCUAUUCUUUAUGAUCUCUUUAUAAUAAUGUAUGCAUUUUUAAAAAUUUGACUACUAUUCUUAAUAAUUGCUAUGAAAUUACAUGGCCAAAACUGUGUGUAUGUUGUGUAAUUCAAGGUCCAUGCUCAACGGACCGUGUCUUUGCUCAAAAUAGAAAGUUGCAAUGUAAGAUUUUUAUGCAACUUUUCUUAAUCUGAGGUGAACCAAGUCUGUAGUAUUAUUUGUGCAUGUUGCAUUCCAUUUUUUAAACAACCGUACAACCAAUUAACUGCCAACUGUAUUUUUUUACGACUGUUUUCUUCAUAAGUCUGAAGAAAUAUUGACUUUUAGAAGUAUUUUGAUAUUAUAUGUAUGUAUAGCAAUAAUUAAUGUGCCUAUGAGGUCAAAUUUGACCAUAAAAUUUUUUAUACGGAAAUUUUGUUGCACAUAUGCGUGAAAUCGUAUUGUGCUUUAUUAAGACCGUCAUGCAAAGUAUUAUUGAGGCAUUUAUAUACAAGAUGGAGGAUAAAUCUUUCUAAGUUUUACUGUUGUGAAACUAUUUUGUGUUCGUAUUAAAUCUUUUUUAUAUAACUAAUUUAUUUUCAAUGAACUACAUAUUCAGUUUUAAAUUUAAUAUAAUAUGGUAAUCAUAGCAACUGAUGGUAGACUAAGAUAUUCUACCCUUAAAUACCUUAUUGUGUAUUUUUAGAAGUGAUGUAUAUUAAUUACACUUCGUGUAAAUGUGUAAUGGUAAAUUUCUUUUGACUACUGAGAAAUAAAUAAUUUUUUUAUGUAUAGUAACAACUAAUGUGCCUAUAAAAGGUCAAAUUAAAAUUUUUAUAUGAGAAUUAUUUUAUUUGAAUUUAACAAAGUUUGUGCAUUUUGACAAUGCGAUGCAUAACUUUAUCACUUGGCUGAUAAGUAGCAGCCCCUUCCCCAGUGUUUGUAAAAUUUUUUGAAAUAUAUUGAAAAAAUAUUUGGUAAAAUCCUACUUACUAUACGGUGCAGCCUUGGCGUGAUUUUGGAAAUUAUCGCCAGCACCAAAAAUGAUCCAAAGAACGUCUAUAUACUAUACACUAUAUACUAUGUGUGUACAUACAUAAUAUAUACUAUAUAUAUUCUUUGAAUGACCUGUUUACUACUCAUCGUACAUGUCCCGUUUUU